CAUCGCAUGUGCAUUUCUGAAAGUUGUUCGAUCGAGGGCCAUUGAUACCACUGAAAUAUCUUAUAUCUUUAUUAUAACGAUAAUUUAAUCAUUUUUCAUAUACAUUCGCACAUGUAGAUUCCGAUUUAAAAUUAGUGUUAUUAAAUGUAAGUACAUCGGUGUACUGAUUUGGCAACGAGGCACAAUAUGUCCGCGUGCAUGUGACAGAACAACAGUCGGUUUGCGAGCGAGCGAGAUAUCAGAUGUACGUCAAAGAGAAGGAAAGAGAACGCGUGACGCUUCGCACUCGUCCCAGGCAGAAACCACCAAGUGACAAGACGUUGACAGCUCUGCGUUGGCAGAGUGCUGGCCGAGCGUCAGCGUGUCAGAGAGCGGCGGGGGGCGACAUUUUGGCGAGGUCGGCCGGCGGCGUCAUGUCACUGGACACGUUGCUCGAAGCGGCCCGGUACAUCGAACAGCAAGAACAGAAACAAAAGCAACAGCGUCUGGCCGCCGCCAAACGACGAACCAGUUCCUUCUGCCGCAUCGAUGAGGAGCCCUACCGCGCCAGCAACGGUCACCAUCAGCAGCAGCAGCAGCAGGCGUCUGCAGCGAGUGGCGGCGGAACCUCCUUAGCCUACUCGUCUGGUGUUCCCGUCGAACGCGAACGCCACACCUCCGUCGGCUCUGACAGGUCGCACAGGUCGAGCACCUCGAUCGCCACGAACCAUUCGACCAUCCUGGACGAUGGUGUCAACAGGACAAUCGCCCAUAACCAGACCGACGGCGAGAACGGCGGAGUGUCGUCCGACCAUGGGAGCAGGCGGAGGACAAACAGCAGCAGUAUGGGGCCCCUGUCGAUGAGGUCGAGUAAAGUCCCCGGUACUCGAGAAGUCCACAACAAAUUGGAGAAGAAUCGAAGGGCUCACCUGAAAGAAUGUUUCGAAUUACUCAAAGACCAACUACCUCCGAGCCCCGACGAGAAGAAAGCAUCUAACUUAAGUAUUCUUGGAUCUGCAAUCCGCUACAUCCAACUCCUAAGACGUAAAGAACGAGAUUAUGAGAAUGAAAUGGAGAGAUUGGCCCGAGAGAAGAUCGCCUCCCAGCAAAGGAUCACAACACUGAAGAGGGAGCUGUCUUCGACAUGGGAGCACAUAGACUUUAGCAAGCUGCUGCCGGACGAAGUUGCUGCCAAGACACCGGACAGGGAGCACAACCAGAGCAGCACACCAGCGCCGCAGAGCCUGGGGCUGAGGGCGGAGCAUAGAUACAGUUCGAGCAGCUCCCUGUCGAGCGCUGCGACUGCUCCGAGCCCCAGUGCGGUCACAACAAAUAAUCAGAUGGCAAUAACCCGCGCCUCUCCAAUAACUCAACUGAUCUCGCCGACGGCGGCGACGAUUCAAAAAUCCAACGGGCAACAGGUGAUCCAAAUAAACCAAACAAAUCAACAUAUCACGACAAACGGAACAUCAAACGGUCCCACCAUCGUCAAGACGACAAACAACCAACUUGGAGCCAAGAGGGAGCUGAACAUGUACACCAAACAAGUGCCAGUGAAUAGUAAAAUAAAUAACACGUACGCCUCUGGACAUCUGAUAAGCCAGAACGCUCUGAUUUCGAAUGGAAAAAUUGCGAGAUUGGAGGGCCAGCCCCAGGUCAAACUGGUGAAUGGGACUCCGUCUCUGGCUCUGGUCACACAAACAGACAAUCAUGAUAAGGAUGUUAAGGUUCAGCCGACACAAAUCACGCUGUCGCAGGUCAUCCCAGGAGGUAGCUUAGUGGUCAGUCCAAUUCAAUUGUCUCUUGCACCACAAAACAUUAGAGUUUUGGGCAGUGCAGCCACGAUUGAACUUGCAACAAGCUCUUCUUCCCAACGUCUAAGAGAUACAUCGGUAACAUCAACAACUCACGUGAGAAAAAUUCUUGUGCCUCAAUCUUCCGCCGGAAGUCCAGUGGUGGCGGUUCCUCAAGAGAAUGGCGCCAAUGGUCCGUUGGGCGGUCGAUUACCAGGCGGUGCAGAACUUAAUCUGCUGCCCACUAACGGAGGGCCGCAGGUGGUGAAGAACAAUUCGAACCAUCAGCCCAACAUUCUUUAUCGGACAAACAAGACGGGCGGAGCCUUGAUUGUCAACAAUGGGAUUGCUUUGAAAUCAGGUGAAAAUGCGAGUUCUCGGCCUGUCCACGUGAUGACUCCAAUAGGAAGUUGCGCGACAUCUCUUUCGGGGCUGACGCCCCUUGUCGUGUCCCAGAGUCAAGGGGGACAAGUGACACAUAUCGUUGCUUCGCCCUCGCAGUUGGGAGGAAAGUAUCUCAGUGCCGCUCUGGUUAAACCAAUGGUCGUCGUCAGUACAAGCGGAAAUGUCCAGUCAACUUCAACAUCAUCAAAUUAAUUCAGGAACAGGACUGAUUAUUGAUUCACGAGGACAAACUUCUGCCGCCCCCAUAUGCAGAUCACAAUAACAAAA
Messenger RNA from Ctenocephalides felis (cat flea), 2444 nucleotides. RefSeq names its product max-binding protein MNT-like. Gene Ontology annotation, molecular function: protein dimerization activity; RNA polymerase II cis-regulatory region sequence-specific DNA binding; DNA-binding transcription factor activity, RNA polymerase II-specific. The record is from RefSeq and is a predicted model, not a curated record. Bases 243 to 2369 code for a protein of 708 amino acids. Gene Ontology annotation, biological process: regulation of transcription by RNA polymerase II. Lineage: Eukaryota; Metazoa; Arthropoda; Insecta; Siphonaptera; Pulicidae. The transcript has 9 exons.